UUCGUGUCUAGUUUACUAUUUCAUCCUGAGAGUUGGCGGAUUUCUUGUCUCAAUUCGGAAAAUUUAACCAAAACCCCGAUUGGUAUCGAUUCAUAACCAAUUUUCUGUUUUACGUUUCCACUCAUUUCUUGAAAACCUUUUGUUUCUACUUAAAUUCUAGUUUGUCCAACUGAUCUGGGACUUCCCCUUGACUUGAUGUAGCUGUCUGAACUAAGUUCUUGAGCUUCAGUUUCAACUUCUUUUCUUGAAAAAGCCCUCUGUGUUUAUUGAAAAUCGGUGUAUAAUUUGAUCUCAAUUAGAUGAAAGGGGAUAAAAUGGCAAAAAGAUCUUCAUUCGGAAGCAUGGUGAGAAGAAGGCUCUCUGAUAUUACUAAUUCUUUGCCUCAGCCUAAAUCGCCAGCAUUUCCUGAAAAACAUUUUGAAUCUGAUAAUGCUUCCACUAAGGAACACAUUGACUAUCUUGUUAAGAAAAAGAUGGCCUUGAUGAAGCUCAUUCAAGAAAAGAACAAAGUUAUAGAAUUGAGUGGAAGUGAGGUCCAAAAUUUGAAAACAUGUCUUCAGAAAAUGCAGCUGCAAAACUGGAUUCUUGCUCAAACAAAUAGUCAUAUGCUAGCGGAAGUUAAUUUGGGCAAACAAAGGUUGAAAGCAUUACAACACGAAGUAGCCUGCAAAGACACACUUCUCAAAACAAAGAUAUUGCAACUCAAGGGGAAAGAGGAAGUGAUUGUAAAAAAACAAGUUGUUCAGGAAGCAGUGGAGGUAACAGAGGGUUUGGAAAUGAAUGAUGAUACUAAGCCUCGCGCUGCCAACAGGAGGCGCCGUCUCUCCAGAAGUGCAUCUCUGGGCAGCUCGACGAUAUCUCAGCAGUAUGCUGAAAUGGAGACAGUACUAAGCAAAAGGCAUUGUGUGAGAAGAGAAUCUGGUGGUGGUAUGUUGGACAACAUUGAAGGGCGGAGAACAUCCAUGUCACGACCGCAUUUUCUAAGGAUAGAAAACACGGUUGAUCGCGACUAGGGGCGGGAGUAUAAGAAGCGGGA
This is a messenger RNA of Salvia splendens (bonfire salvia), 1036 nucleotides long. Its product is annotated as SHUGOSHIN 1. Gene Ontology annotation, biological process: meiotic sister chromatid segregation; maintenance of meiotic sister chromatid cohesion. The transcript has 9 exons. NCBI's taxonomy places the organism in Eukaryota, Viridiplantae, Streptophyta, Magnoliopsida, Lamiales, Lamiaceae. Bases 300 to 1013 code for a protein of 237 amino acids. Gene Ontology annotation, cellular component: chromosome, centromeric region. The record is from RefSeq and is a predicted model, not a curated record.